Messenger RNA from Passer montanus (Eurasian tree sparrow), 1746 nucleotides. RefSeq names its product gap junction protein beta 7 (gene GJB7). The coding region runs from base 199 to 1206 and encodes 335 amino acids. Gene Ontology annotation, cellular component: connexin complex. Lineage: Eukaryota; Metazoa; Chordata; Aves; Passeriformes; Passeridae. The transcript has 5 exons. Gene Ontology annotation, biological process: cell communication. The record is from RefSeq and is a predicted model, not a curated record.
GUUCUUUCCAUGUCCCAUUGAAAACUUGGGUCUAACUAGAGGCCUGCAGCUCAAGGAAAGAUGUUUGCCUCUUAUCUGUACUAACAGGCAACAUUUCUACCAUUUGAAGUCAGGAAGAGAAGAAGAAAAUAAAACAGGACUGCCCAUCUUUAGAUGACUUGUUGAUCUAAAGAUCAAGUCAUUGACUUGACUGUAUGCAUGUUCAACCAUGGCAGCUCCUACUACAACUUUGCAAGAGCCUCCACAAGUUUCUGCUAUGGAUUUUUCAUACUUUUUCUGCUGAAGCACCAGGACCUGAAGAUUACUGUGGCACUCUCACCGUUGAACAAGAACCAAAGUCACUGCAAGCAUUUCCAUCUUUCCUUGAUGAGAAAAAUGAGCUGGGCAUUCCUACGUGAUCUGCUGAGUGGAGUGAAUAAAUACUCAACAGGAAUUGGAAGAAUUUGGGUAGCUGUUGUGUUCCUGUUCCGCUUACUGGUUUAUGUUGCUGCCGCAGAAAACAUCUGGAAACAUGAACAUGAUGAAUUUGAGUGCAAUAUCAAGCAGCCUGGUUGUGAAAAUGUCUGCUUUGACCAUUUUUUCCCUGUCUCUCACAUCAGAUUUUGGGCUUUGCAAUUAAUCAUGGUCUCCACCCCUUCACUCUUGGUUGUCUUUCAUGUUGCUUACAGAGAGAACAGAGAGAAACACCACAACCAGAAACUUUACAAAAAUCGAGGAAAGAUAGAUGGUGGAUUGCUGUGCACUUACCUAAUCAGCCUCAUUUUAAAAACAGGACUUGAAAUAUUUUUUCUUGUUCUGUUCUAUAAAUUGUACAAUGGAUUCAAAAUACCACGUCUUGUGAAAUGUGACAUAAAACCAUGUCCCAAUACUGUAGACUGUUAUAUUUCCAAACCCACAGAGAAGAUGAUUUUCCUCUAUUUUCUGGUGGCAACUUCAUGCCUGUGCAUUGUAUUAAAUCUAAGUGAACUGAGUUAUCUGAUGUUCAAAUACUCCAUAAAAUGUUAUCUGAAGAGACACGCGAAGAACCAGCAAGGCUCAAAAAGCAAUUGCUGUGAAUCAGAACUCAUCAGGCACAACAGAGCAAGGAGCGCAAAGGGAGCCUAUGCCACCAACAGAGCACAACCACCGAGUUUGUCUGUAAGACCACCAUCUCACUUCCCUUUCAGAAAGUGCCUUGUUUAUUUAGUUUUUAAUGGUAUGGCAUAAGGACUCGUGUAUUUUAUAGAUAGAUACCAAACUGGUAUUAUCAAAAUAAACCCAUCUGUUUUAUAAACCCGCUAUUUACAAAAACGGUUUCUGAAGUUUUUUUGUUUUGUUUUGUUUUUUUAACAAAAAUUAAACUAUACACCAAUCUAAGUUACAGAAACAAAAAUAACCUUUAUAAGAUCACAUGUAUAAAACAAGAAAUGAAAUGUGUUUUUAUUUAAGGCAAUACUGGGCUACUUCACAAAUCACCACCUCAAAUAUAUACACUGCUCCACACUACUAAUUUUCUAUCACAUUCACAACGGAUUCUUUAAUACCAAAUAUUGUUUUAAAUCUUCAAUGUAGCAAACUAUUUUUAUUCACAUUUCCAUUUUUAUUAUGGAAUCAUAAAUGCUUUGUAACCAAUUAAAAGCAAUGAAAAAUGUAGCUAUAAGAAAACUAUUAUAUUUAUGUGUUAACUACAUAUCAAUAUCAUCCAUAGAUACUGGAUGUUAGAAUUUACAAAAAUGAGAGUGUGUCAGUACGUUUAACCUAUGAAAU